AUGUAUAUCUAUUAUUGCCUUGCAGUAGGUAUGGUAAGUAAACCUGUACAGGAUUCUACACCAGAGUUUAAUAUUACACAAGAAGAAUUUCCAGCUCUACCUGGCUCUCAAACAUCAUCAUCAUCUACUGGUGAUUUGUCAAAUAAAUCGCAAAUCCCGACUACAGGUUUAUAUGAUCAACUCGGUGGUAAAGCAGAAACAAAUAAAUUUCUAGGUGAAAAGAUGUUACCAUCUCAGAUUCCUAAACGUGGUAUUCAAACACAUCCUGAUGGUACUAUAUCUAAUAUACCGCCUGGUAUGGUAACAGAUCAGUUUGGUAUUGUUGGUUUAUUAUCGUUUAUAAGAGCGGCCAUGGAUGGUACAAUGGUACCAGCUAUAAUACCUGGUAUAGAUUUAACAACACUGGGUUUAAACCUUAACUCACCUGAAAAUUUAUACAGCACUUUUCAGUCUCCGUGGGCAGAAGCACCUUGCAGACCUCAAGAUAUAGAUUUUCAUGUUCCAGCAGAAUAUAUAACUAAUAUCUAUAUUAGAUUUAAGCUUGCACCAAUCAAAUUUUUUCGUUAUGGAGAAGAUUUAUUGUUUUUCUUAUUCUAUAUGAGUGGUGGAGAUGUUUUACAGUUGGCAGUCGCUGCAGAAUUAUAUAACCGAGACUGGAGAUAUCAUAAAGAAGAAAGAACAUGGAUGACACGUGCCCCUGGUAUGGAACCUAUCGUAAAAACUAAUUCUUACGAAAGGGGGACAUAUUAUUUCUUCGAUGCAGUGAAAUGGAGGAAGGUGGCUCGAGAAUUUCAUUUAGAGUAUGAUAAACUUGAAGAAAGACCAACACUUCCAUCAUUUCUGAGCCAGAAUAUGAAUAAUCCCAAUCAACCCAAUGUAGCCCAUUAG
Lottia gigantea (owl limpet) is the source of this 888-nucleotide messenger RNA. RefSeq lists its product as hypothetical. Lineage: Eukaryota; Metazoa; Mollusca; Gastropoda; Lottiidae. Gene Ontology annotation, cellular component: CCR4-NOT core complex; P-body. The transcript is spliced from 8 exons. Gene Ontology annotation, biological process: regulation of stem cell population maintenance; nuclear-transcribed mRNA poly(A) tail shortening; regulation of DNA-templated transcription. The record is from RefSeq and is a predicted model, not a curated record. Bases 1 to 888 code for a protein of 295 amino acids.